CUGCUUCCGGAACAAACUUGUCUUCUAACAACUCAGCGAAAGAGAAAAGGUCGAAGGCGAAAGGGUGAGGAGGAAGAGACAGUGGGCCGGCGAUGGCGAGAUCCCCCGUCUUGAUCUAUUUGAUCGUGGUGCUCUUCGUCCUCCUACUCCUCUCCUUCGCCCCGAAGCGACCUAACCGCCCCCACCGCCGGCUAAAGCUCCGUUCCGCCGCUGACCUCUCCGACCAGACCGGCCAUGACCGCCGUGGCAUUCCCUUCGACCCUGUCAUCGCCGACAUCGAGCGCCGCCGGGAGGAUCGCGAGUGGGAGCGGGCCCACUUCCUCCCCCAGGGUCACGCCCCCGCCAUGGAAGCCCAGCCCGAGUGGGAGGACUUCAUGGAUGCUGAGGACUACAUCAACGACGAGGAGCGCUUCAAUGUCUCCGACCGCAUCGUGCAGCUUUUUCCCAAGAUCGACGUUGCCCCCGCCGACGGCUUUGUUAGCUCCGAUGAGCUGGCCGAGUGGAAUCUCAGGCAGGUGGAGAAAGAGGUGAUUCACCGGACUCAGCGGGACAUGGAGCUCCAUGACAAGAAUCACGACGGCUUCAUCUCGUUCGAGGAGUACGAGCCGCCCAGCUGGGCCCGUCGAUACCAUGAUGAUAAUGCAACCGAUGAUAAAGUGGGAUGGUGGAAAGAGGAGCAUUUCAAUGCUUCAGAUAUGGAUGGCGAUGGUCUUCUUAAUCUAACAGAGUUUAAUGACUUUCUUCAUCCAGCUGACACCAACAAUCCAAAGCUGAUCCACUGGCUGUCCAAAGAAGAAAUUAGGGAAAGAGAUAAAGAUAAAGAUGGGAAGCUUAAUUUUCAAGAAUAUUUUAAUGGUUUAUUUGACUUAAUAAGGAAAGAUGAUGUUUACAAUUUUACACAUGAAUCCGAUAGUUCAACAGAUGCACCGGCUAAAAGGCUUUUCUCACAGCUUGACCACAACAAUGAUGGAUACUUAUCAGAAGAUGAGUUGAUACCCGUAAUUGGUGAUCUACACCCAUCAGAGCGUUACUAUGCUAAGCAACAAGCUGAUUAUGUUAUUUCAGAGGCAGAUGCAGAUAAAGACAGGCGCUUAACUUUGAAAGAGAUGAUUGAAAAUCCUUAUGUAUUCUACAGUGCUAUUUUUGCCGAAGAAGAUGAUUAUAACUAUCAUGAUGAGUUCCGCUAGUUAAUCCUGGUUGGAAAUAGUACCACAAGAACUUCAAGGAUUUUUCUUGUUUUCUAUAGCCUGAGUGUGUACCAUUAGUUGACAAAUCAUCCUUCCUGCAAGUGAUCAUCAUAGAUGGUUCAUCUGAA
Messenger RNA from Musa acuminata subsp. malaccensis (wild Malaysian banana), 1315 nucleotides. RefSeq lists its product as uncharacterized. Lineage: Eukaryota; Viridiplantae; Streptophyta; Magnoliopsida; Zingiberales; Musaceae. Gene Ontology annotation, molecular function: calcium ion binding. The record is from RefSeq and is a predicted model, not a curated record. Gene Ontology annotation, cellular component: endoplasmic reticulum.